CGUAUAAAUGGCCCGGGAGUGGCGUCCCAGCGCAGAGCCGACCGUCUCUCACUCCAGCGGCCCCCUCCCUCUGGACCCGAGUGACUCAGGCUUUUGUUUGCCCUUCCCGGCUGAGGCGGGGGCCCUCCCUCAGCAAGAUGCCGGAGUGCUGGGAUGGGGAACAUGACAUCGAGACGCCUUAUGGCCUCCUGCACGUGGUGAUCCGAGGCGCCCCCAAGGGAAACCGCCCAGCCAUCCUCACUUACCAUGAUGUGGGCCUCAACCACAAGCUGUGCUUCAACACCUUCUUCAACUUCGAGGACAUGCAGGAGAUCACCAAGCACUUCGUAGUGUGCCAUGUGGAUGCCCCUGGACAGCAGGUGGGGGCGUCACAGUUUCCUCAGGGGUACCAGUUCCCCUCCAUGGAGCAGCUGGCAGCCAUGCUCCCCAGCGUGGUGCAGCACUUCGGGUUCAAGUACGUGAUAGGCAUCGGCGUGGGAGCUGGUGCCUACGUGCUGGCCAAGUUUGCGCUCAUCUUCCCCGACCUGGUGGAGGGGCUGGUGCUGAUGAACAUCGACCCCAAUGGCAAAGGCUGGAUCGACUGGGCGGCCACCAAGCUCUCUGGCCUGACCAGCACUUUACCUGACACGGUGCUCUCUCACCUCUUCAGCCAGGAGGAGCUGGUGAACAACACGGAGCUGGUGCAGAGCUACCGGCAGCAGAUCGGGAACGUGGUGAAUCAGGCCAACCUGCAGCUCUUCUGGAACAUGUACAACAGCCGCAGAGACCUGGACAUUAACCGGCCCGGAACAGUGCCCAAUGCCAAGACGCUCCGCUGCCCCGUGAUGCUGGUGGUCGGGGAUAAUGCGCCCGCUGAGGACGGAGUGGUUGAGUGCAACUCCAAACUGGACCCAACCACUACGACCUUCCUGAAGAUGGCAGAUUCCGGAGGGCUUCCCCAGGUCACACAGCCAGGGAAGCUGACGGAAGCCUUCAAAUACUUCCUGCAAGGCAUGGGCUACAUUGCGUACUUGAAGGACCGAAGGCUGAGUGGAGGAGCAGUGCCCUCGGCCAGCAUGACCCGGCUGGCCCGCUCUCGCACCGCGUCGCUCACCAGCGCCAGCUCGGCGGACGGUGGCCGCCCGCAGGCUUGCACCCACUCCGAGAGCAGCGAGGGGCUGGGCCAGGUCAACCACACCAUGGAAGUGUCCUGUUGAAGCCCUGUCCCACUCAAGACUCCAGGCCACACCGAGGUCCCACUGCCAUCCUUGCGCCAGCUCAUUUUCCCUGUACUUUAUUUUUGUGAGGGCGAAGGGGAAGAAAAGGGGUUAUUUCUCUUUUGUUUAAAGAAAGUGGAGGGACUCACCUUAGAUGCGCUUCAGCGGAACAGUCUCCAGGUGGUUUGAGGGCUCACUCCUCCCCACCCCGUCUCAGUGUGUUCACCGGGCCAACUUGGACCCCACUCACCCAGCUCCCCAUGGCUGCAAAGUCGGGGCAGGGCUACAGAAAGGGGAUUAGUUAAGGAGAGUCUGUGUCCUUCUCUGGCCAGGAUCCAGAAUCAUUUCUGGAUUCAGGAAAGCAUAUGGGACCAUGCCCUGGGCAGGCAGGGUUGGAAAUGGGAGGGGUUUUGAGAUGGCGGGUGUCCAGCUUAGAGAAGACACAGCAGCGGGAAGCCGGGGGGACCUAAGAGCCCUGGAGCUCUGAAGGCCCCUUCUUGCCCCACCACCAAGCACACCUUUUCUAUCUUGGUUAUUUGACAAUCAUCGGGACAAGAGCCACAAGAGGGUGCUCUGACCGGGCAGCCACGUUUCCGGUGCUGAGUAGGGGCUGGUGCUGGAAGGCCAGGCAGACAGGGGCUAAAGACAGGUUGAAUUUGGAGAACCCUAAGGCAUGAACCCCAGACUGUCCCUUCCAGCUUACAUACCCCACCACCUGGUUCUCUCUUCUUUCUGAGCCAAGACCUCCCUGAGGCAGAAACCACCUGGUCCUUUGUCACCACAGUGACUCAACUAGAGGCUGAGGGAAAAGACUGGGAUGGCCCGAGCAUGUCGUAUGCAGUCCCAGGAACAUCUCCGUGACUUGUCUUCAGGAGCUGGCAGGUGGCCACAGGCAGGGGUAGCUGAGAGCCCCUGUAGCUCCCUUUUUUGCCCCCAGGUACCACAGAGGACAUGCCAGUGAGCAGCAGGGUGGCAUUUCUAGGCAGAGCUCUGGUCAGGUUGUGCCGCGCCCCACAGGCAUCUCUAAGGUGAAGAGGGUACUUCAGUACUGGUCCAAGGCCUGCUCUCGGUGGAGCAGGCUGGGGCUUGCUGGGUCCUGGGAGGAAGCUGAAGGAUCCUGAAGCAAACGAGGGCCAGGCAGAGGAGAGGUUCCCCCUACUCCCCAGACCCCUCCUGCCCUCUGCAGCUCAGGACUACGCUGUACGCUGCCCACCCACCUGACCAGGCAGGAAACUUCUUGGCCCAGAAACCAGAGCUAUUUGAGAGCUUAAAUCCAUCACCACAAACCCCCCAGCAAAGAGGGGAGAGAGGGCAAUGAGAACAUGGACUGUGGAGGGGAAGGGACACGUCACCCCGUCUAUAAUCUCACGCCAUUUCUAGACUACUCUAGAGCCUGGUGGAGUGCUAGUCUGCCCCAGUUCUAUCCACUCAACGUGCUUCCUUUGAAUAUUGAAUGUGAUUGUUUGAAAGCUGGUAGAAUUAAUCCCCCUUCCUGUAGAUAGCGCUGCAAAUCUUGGAAUUUUCUUUUCUUUUUUGCUGUGUUCUUUCAAAUGAGAUAUCUAUAAAUAUCUAUACAUUAUAUAUAAAUAUAUGUAUAUUGGGUCCUUCUGUGUGUGGUUUUCCAUUGGAGGUUGUCUCUUUGGUCAAGGUGAACUUUUAAUGACAUUUAUUAUUUUUCUCUCUGUACAGAGCAAAGAGCCUAAUUUUGUGUAUUCUGGUAGCUGAUGUCAUGAGACUUUGCGAUGAAAAAUGUAAAACACAUAAAAACCCUUAUCAAUGUAGAAAGAGUUAACUAAUAAAGAAUCUAAGAACAAUGA
Molecule: messenger RNA, 3013 nt
Organism: Tupaia belangeri chinensis (Chinese tree shrew)
Lineage: Eukaryota; Metazoa; Chordata; Mammalia; Scandentia; Tupaiidae
Gene: NDRG4
Product: NDRG family member 4
Exons: 15
Coding region: 138-1196 (352 amino acids)
Source: RefSeq, a predicted model, not a curated record